AUGCGGAAAUCAUCAGAGGAGAAAAACCCCGAGGAGAAAACCACUCGAGAAGUACUUGAUGCAAAAGAGCGCAGACGCCUUCAAAAUAGGAUUGCUCAGAGAAAUCACCGUAGAAAGAAAGCCCAGUUGAGCGGCUAUCAGCAGCAAAAAUCAAAAGACUGUCUUGCAGGGCUGGUCGAUGCGCGAACCAACCUUGGAAAUAACGUCAAAUUCACCCAGCAAGCUCCAGAAAGGAAAUGCCGGAAUUUGCUCGGUUCCUUCACCGUCUCCCCUUCCCAUCCAAUAAACAAACACGACUACUGCGAUGUUCCCGGUCUUGACGAUGAGUGUCGCCUCCCCUCCACCCUGUGGUCGCCGGACAACCAAACAGAAAGCACCAAUACCCACUCUCGGCAGCAUUUCCAAGAAGUCAACGAGGCUUCCGGCACAGCUAUAGCCACCAAAGUAUGGGAGAUUCCAGCUCUCCCGUCUGAACCUAGGGGGGUCCAAAGUUCUCAAUUCCCAGAAGACAUGAGGAAAUCUGGUUAUCUGGUGACAAACAGUCCUGAUUUUAACGUACCGUUUGAAGGAACAGACUCUGAGAUUAGUAGCCCUGCUGCCCAAUCUUACACGGGAAGUCUUUCUGUAGCUCAAUCUUGUCCAACCGUACCAGAUUCACGAACGCCUGUGUCUGAGGAUGGCCUCAGUAUAAUUGGGAUCCCCCCGGGGUGGAGGGGGAACAUAUUCGACUCACCCAGACGGUUCCGCUCCUACAGUGAGAACGCUGGAAGAUUUCCCCACAACUCUCCUUUCCUCGUGCGCCCAGAAAACUAUCCAGAACUCGCCAGGGACCAAGACGACUCUGAGGGCAAAAUGGCGCUCCAUUUGUCAGCAAAAAACGGCCAUUCCAACAUUGUGCGAUGCCUCUUGGAUUUCGGGUCAGAGAUCAAUCAACAAGAUAUGUCAGGGGCCACUGCCUUGCAUUACGCAGCUGAAACGGGAAACGUGGAAGUUAUGAAGAUCUUACUUGAGAGGGGAGCCGAUGGAAAUAUCACAGAUUUGCAAGGGCGGACGCCAUUGCACAUAGCAGCUGAAAAAGGACACGAAGCUGCUGUUAGGGUCCUAAUACAGUCAGGAGCCAGGGUAGAUAUUCAAAUCCAAAGGAAACAAGUUAACCAGCGAUAUGGAACUUAA
This is a messenger RNA of Paracoccidioides brasiliensis Pb18, 1173 nucleotides long. RefSeq lists its product as uncharacterized. The record is from RefSeq and is a predicted model, not a curated record. Gene Ontology annotation, molecular function: DNA-binding transcription factor activity; protein binding. Gene Ontology annotation, cellular component: nucleus; cytoplasm. The transcript is spliced from 2 exons. The coding region runs from base 1 to 1173 and encodes 390 amino acids. Gene Ontology annotation, biological process: regulation of DNA-templated transcription.